CACUUAGCAGAAAACAAGUCGUCUUCGUCUCUUUCAGAACAGACAUAGACCUUGCAUUUGAUAUUCUCAUAUCAUCGUAAGAAAGAAGACUUGACCGUCAUGGAUUCUCGUCUCGUACUUUGCUUGGUCGUCAUUGGACUCGUUUCUCAUCAAGUCUCCGCUCAAAGGGGGUCGUGCGAAGGGUGCUGUGACUGCGGCUUCAUGGGUGGCUAUAAUUGCUAUUGCGAUAAUUAUUGCCAGACAGCCGGUGAUUGUUGCUCAGACUACGCAACACACUGUGCCGAUCCUUGCGAGUCAACACCCUGUCAGAACGGUGGAUUCUGUGACAGUGUUGAGGGAACGUUCACAUGUACCUGUCCUUCUGGAUAUUUUGGGGAGAGAUGCCAAGAAAAGGAGAGCGACCCUUGUACUUAUAAAACAUUUUUACAAUUCAAACACGGAAUUAAUUUCGAAAUUACCAAAGAAGGGAAAAAGAGGGGGUCUUCAUGCUCAAAUCAUUCAAGCAUUUAG
Molecule: messenger RNA, 510 nt
Organism: Strongylocentrotus purpuratus (purple sea urchin)
Lineage: Eukaryota; Metazoa; Echinodermata; Echinoidea; Camarodonta; Strongylocentrotidae
Product: neurogenic locus notch homolog protein 3-like
Exons: 4
Coding region: 100-510 (136 amino acids)
Molecular function (GO): calcium ion binding
Source: RefSeq, a predicted model, not a curated record